CAGGUGUCAGUCCCAGCUUUUGUCUAUAUGAUUCAGAACAAUCUCCUCUACGUCGCUACCUCCAACCUCGACGCCGCCACAUGCCAGGUCACAUAUCAGUUCAAGAUCUUGACCACUGCGCUCUUCACUGUCACAAUGCUUAACAGAACCAUCUUACCGCUCAAGUGGCUUUCUCUCGUCAUCCUCGUCAUUGGGAUCGCUCUUGUUCAACUUCCGAACAUCGGAGCAGGAAGCGCCUUCAACAUCGCUGCUUCUGGUAAUCCUGCUCUUGGUCUGUCCGCUGUUGUGGCUGCAUGCUUCAUGAGUGGCUUCGCUGGAGUUUACUUCGAGAAGAUGCUCAAAGGAACUCCGACAUCGGUCUGGAUGCGAAAUAUACAAAUGGGAACCAUUGGCGGCAUCCUGGCCCUCGCCGCUGUCUUCAUCAAGGACGGUCAGGCUGUUCUCUCAGCUGGUUUCUUUCAAGGAUGGAAUCUCUUCGUCUGGGAUGUCCAACUGGGAGGGCUCAUCCUCCCGCUUGUCGUCAGAUACCCAAACAACAUCUUGAAGGGGUUUGCCACCUCACUG
This is a messenger RNA of Guillardia theta CCMP2712, 564 nucleotides long. RefSeq lists its product as hypothetical. Gene Ontology annotation, cellular component: Golgi membrane. Gene Ontology annotation, biological process: pyrimidine nucleotide-sugar transmembrane transport. The record is from RefSeq and is a predicted model, not a curated record. Lineage: Eukaryota; Cryptophyceae; Pyrenomonadales; Geminigeraceae. The annotation marks the transcript as partial. Gene Ontology annotation, molecular function: pyrimidine nucleotide-sugar transmembrane transporter activity. The transcript has 7 exons.